Symbiodinium necroappetens is the source of this 384-nucleotide messenger RNA. The record is from the annotation of a GenBank genome assembly. NCBI's taxonomy places the organism in Eukaryota, Dinophyceae, Suessiales, Symbiodiniaceae.
AUGGUCCUUUUGAACUGGAUGCCCAUAUGUCAAUGGCAGGCCUACUGUGACCAUUUUGCUGCAGGCCCGUCGAGGCUGAUGCAACAUUACUUCGACUUCUACGAUUACGUGCUGGAGCCAAGGAACUGGCCGCGGUGCAAUUUUCCACAGGGCGACAAGGUCCUGCGAAGGCACUGGGCUCACGACUGCAACUACAUUGAGCUCAUCAUGGAAAGGUAUCUCGGCGAUCGGCGAAUUCCUGUCCGGUAUACUAGAAAUGCCUGCUUCGUUCGCCUUCGACAAUGCGGUCAGCCAGCCCUGGAAGAUCAUUGCAACGAGGCAGCUUCUGGAACCUUUCCGGAUGAUCUUGCAAAAUGGCGCCAUCUGCACCUCAAGGGAAUGGAA